Messenger RNA from Phytophthora sojae, 624 nucleotides. RefSeq lists its product as hypothetical. The record is from RefSeq and is a predicted model, not a curated record. The transcript has a single exon. Bases 42 to 560 code for a protein of 172 amino acids. Lineage: Eukaryota; Oomycota; Peronosporomycetes; Peronosporales; Peronosporaceae.
GCAGACCUCCUCUAAAGAAAUAAUCGAAGAAUUCUUCCACCAUGGCCAUCGCCAAGUCCCUUUUCCGCAAGCCCGUGGUCGAGGCCGAGGUGCCCAAGCGCGAGGGCCUCGCCCUGCUGGGCCUCGGCCGCCACCGCAAGGCGCUCGACGUGACGGUGGAGAACACCCCGUCCUCGCGCCGCGUGACGCGCAAGCACAAGCGCAGCUACGCUGGCCGCCAGCAGCAGCAGCAGCCUCAGAAGCCCGAGUGCAGCUGCAGCUGCGGCGCCGUGUACGACCAGUGCCUCAACGACGCCAUGACGCUCAAGGCGCGUCUGCACCGCGACAACUCCAAGCCGGCCACGCGCUUCCGCCUCGCGGCCAUGAAGCGCGUGGUGGUGCCGCCCGUGUCCAUCCCCAAGUCUAUCGCCGAGCACCGCGGCAGCAAGGACCUCGUGGGCGGCCACCGCGUGCCCUUCACGCGCUGCAUGUGGGAGACCGAGAAGAUGCGCCAGCAGCUCGUGCUGCGUCGGCUCUACAUGCUCCCGAUGCUGCGCGAGGACGCGUGCCUCGAGGCAUGAGCGGCCACCUCGUCAAUUUUUCCCACCUUUUAAAACACUAUCCAUAGCUUGUAAAUACCCCAAC